This is a messenger RNA of Rubroshorea leprosula, 1568 nucleotides long. NCBI's taxonomy places the organism in Eukaryota, Viridiplantae, Streptophyta, Magnoliopsida, Malvales, Dipterocarpaceae. The record is from the annotation of a GenBank genome assembly.
AUAUAGUAUUAUUUUGACGAAUUAUUUUUUUACAUCCCUUCUGGUGAUGUAGAGUUUGUUUCAAUGAAGGUCUCAAGAAACUCAUCUCACUUUUGGGACCAGAAACCCAACAAGAGAAGCUGAAGACAAUCUGGAAAAUUCUUAUGGUAGAUUUCCACAUUAUGGAAUGUUUACAGGUAUGGAGCAUGUAUUGAUGCAGCAAUCACUGGCAUAAAUGCCUCCUCCCUUGAUGUAACUCUAGGUGAUUCCUUUUGUAAGUUGCUGUAAUUAGUUCACAAAUGUUUUGUAUGGGAGUCCUUCUAAUGGUCUAUGGUUCCGAGUAGCAAUUGGCUAUACAUGCUUUCUACAAUACAGAUUAAAUAUAUAAAAGAUUUCUUUUCCUUGUUUCAUUUUAGAUUUCUCCCAACUCAUUUGUGGUUCAUUUCUGGUAAUGCUGCUUGCUCUUUGUCAACUAAUGAAUAAUGGAAACUUUCUGAAUAAUCUCAGCUUUCAGCCUUUUAAGUCAGUUUGCAAUAUGACGUGCAGCUCAUUUCAUAAUAGAUUGUGACAAUUAUUGAUUCUUUUGUGGAUCUUCCACUCUCAUUUAGUCAUUUUCUUUCGUGGUGGUGUCUCAUUUACUAUUUUUUUAUCGGCAAAGAUCUCAUUAACUUUGUCUUUCUCAUUUUGCUUUGUGCACUCACCAACACUUCUGUUACUCUAGGCCUGCAGUAAUCAUAGAGACUCCUUUAUUGUUAAGGGAUUCAUGAGUUAAAGUGUAAUGGAAAUUGGGAAAGUAGUUAAUGUAGGCCUUAUGUGUUUCUGUUAUAUUCACACAUCCAAGGUAAUAUCGUGUGAUAUUGUGUGUUGCUGUCUAUUCCUCCUGGAUGUUAUAUAUUGCUUUUUGAAAUUUAUUUUCCAUUUAGCCUACAUGGGAUUAGCACUCUUCUUUUAGUCGUCGUAAUUCUUAUUUGUUCUUUUUGAAAGCCUCUCAAGUGUUUUAUUGAUUUCAUCUCCUUUGACGUUUUUGAAGGAUCACUGCAGAAAUGGGGAAAACUCACCUUAUCACUAAGUGGCAUAUAGUUUGGUUGCCAUAAACAGUUUACCUAGUUGUAUAUUGCUUUUAGGCACUCAGGCACUUGUGGUACUACUGCAGAAGAGAUAUCAAGAUGCCAGCUGCUUGUUCUUGAGAUGCUUGUCAAUUGUUGAGUUGAAGUUCCUCUUGCUUUGAACUGACAAAAGAGUGACUAUUGCCUCUGUCUAGCUAUUCAUGCUCUUCAGAAAGGAAUUCUUGAGGUUUGGAAGAUGAGAACCAGACCGACUGGCAGAUGUGAUUACAUUAUUCUCUACCCAAUAAGAGAAAUUAAGAAAGUUGUAUUAAUCAAAUAAUAUUUUGUUUCCAUCCCCUCUCUGGUCAUGUAGAGUAUGCUUCAAUGAUGGUUUAUUGGAUUGUGUGUUGAAGCAGCAGUCACUAGCAUAAUGCUUUAAUUUGUAUUCUGAUUGGAGAUAGACAUUCACAUACUCAAAUCAAUUUCUCUUAAAUAGAAUGCCUUAUAUUUUCUAUUUUGUUCUAAUCAAAAUACUCAAAAUUU